AGGGAGCCAGAGAAGUUUUUGUAGAGUGGUGAGACCGUCCUGCACAGAGACACCGCCACCAACACGCAGCAAUCAGGCUUCUCUCCGCUGGGAUAUUGCAGUCCCCACUAUCCACAGCUACAAAUGUAUAGCAUGCUGGACACCGAUAUCAAGAGCCCAGUGCAGCAAUCUAAUGCACCAAACGGGGGCAAUCUGACACCCGGGGGCAAUGGGAAAGGCAGCGCGUCCGCUGCUGACCAGGACAGAGUCAAGCGCCCCAUGAAUGCCUUCAUGGUAUGGUCCAGGGGGCAGAGGAGAAAGAUGGCCCAGGAGAACCCCAAGAUGCACAACUCUGAGAUCAGCAAGAGAUUGGGGGCUGACUGGAAACUUCUCAGCGAUGCGGAAAAGAGACCGUUUAUCGAUGAAGCGAAAAGGCUCAGAGCUGUACAUAUGAAGGAAUAUCCGGAUUACAAGUACAGACCCAGGAGGAAGACCAAGACCCUCCUGAAGAAGGACAAGUAUUCCCUGCCUGGCAACCUUCUGGCUCCAGGAGUAAGCCCAGUGAGCAGCUCGGUUGGGGUUGGGCAGCGGAUAGACACUUACGCCCAUAUGAAUGGUUGGACUAAUGGGGCUUACUCGCUGAUGCAGGACCAGCUCGGAUACACUCAGCAUCCCGGCAUGAACAGUCCCCAGCUCCAGCAGAUGCACAGGUAUGACAUGAGCAGCCUGCAGUACAGUCCCAUGAUGUCUUCUGCCCAGACCUACAUGAAUGCAGCUUCCACCUACAGCAUGUCCCCAGCCUACAACCAGCAGACCUCAACAGUCAUGAGUCUUGGAUCCAUGGGGUCCGUGGUGAAAUCAGAACCCAGCUCACCCCCUCCAGCCAUUACCUCUCACACUCAAAGAGCCUGCUUGGGAGACCUGAGAGAUAUGAUCAGCAUGUACCUACCUCCAGGCGGAGAUGGUAGUGAUCCGUCUUCCCUCCAAAGCAGUCGGCUACACGGUGUCCAUCAGCAUUAUCAAACUGCUGGGACUGGGGUUAAUGGCACUGUACCAUUAACGCAUAUUUAAGACUUUAGGACUUUAAAUUAAAGGACGCUUUGCUUGCCUGACAAGCUGAUCAGAAUGCAUAAAAACUUGAGGACAAGGAAUCAAAGGGUUGUUUCUGUUUUAUUUUUAAUUUUUUUUGUACAAAGGUUUGCGCAAACUUCCUUUAUAGAGCACAACAUUUUAUGUACUUUUGGGGGUCGUGUGGGGGUUUUAAAGAGUGACUCCCUAGAUGAGCUUUCUUUUUAAAGGUCUUGCAUCUUCAGUUUUAGAAGUAAAUGGGGAGGCAUUAACCAGAAUUAAAUGUUUACAAGUUUCCUGAAACCCGGAAGAACUGAAUUUGGGGUUUAUCCAAACUGUAGGUUUUUAUUAACUUUUUUUAGACUUGAUAUUUACAAAGAGCUGUGCGGGUCGCAAACGCAAAGUUUUAUGUUUUUGUUUUUCUUUAAUUUAUAGAAAAAAAUUUCAUCGCCUGUAAACUUCUGUACAUUUUUGUUUUUGUUCAUGAAACUUUUACUGUGAAUUUGUUUAACAUAUCAUCAAAUCUAUUUAGGUUUUUUUUGUUUUUU
This is a messenger RNA of Spea bombifrons (plains spadefoot toad), 1595 nucleotides long. It is a transcript of the gene SOX3, whose product is annotated as SRY-box transcription factor 3. NCBI's taxonomy places the organism in Eukaryota, Metazoa, Chordata, Amphibia, Anura, Pelobatidae. The record is from RefSeq and is a predicted model, not a curated record. Gene Ontology annotation, molecular function: DNA-binding transcription factor activity, RNA polymerase II-specific; RNA polymerase II cis-regulatory region sequence-specific DNA binding. The transcript has a single exon. Gene Ontology annotation, biological process: regulation of DNA-templated transcription; cell differentiation; anatomical structure morphogenesis. The coding region runs from base 124 to 1050 and encodes 308 amino acids.